Acanthosepion pharaonis is the source of this 756-nucleotide messenger RNA. The record is from the annotation of a GenBank genome assembly. NCBI's taxonomy places the organism in Eukaryota, Metazoa, Mollusca, Cephalopoda, Sepiida, Sepiidae.
AUGGAUAAGGUCCUUCCUAUCCAACAUCCACAAGUACGAUGUAAUCUUCUUUCUUUGACUUACAUUGUUACAGAAACUUCCUUUCUUUUUCUUUUUAACUGUCUCCCCCCCCACCCGACUAUUGCUUUUCUUUCUCUUCGCUUCCUCUCUUUCUUCUACUCUCAUUUUUCGCUUCCUCUUUCUAUUUUUUUUUUACUAUUCCUUUACAAUUCUCUUGAUAAAAUUUCACGUCGUUCGGCUUCCAUUUUUCUCUUCGUCCAUUUUCUUCCCCGUUCCUAUCUCCUCUUUAUUUGUUUCUCUACUAGAUGCAAUGAAAAUACCAAGUGUUUUAUAUUUCUUUGUGAAUAUAUCUCCAUCUAUCUAUCUAUCUAUCUAUCUAUCUAUCUAUCUAUCUAUCUAUCUAUCGCAGGAUCAUGCUCGCGCACACUCACACACAUGAGUGCUUCGCUGCCGUAUUUCUCUCUCUCUCUCUCUCUCUCUCUCUCUCUAUCUAUCUAUCUAUCUGUCUAUCUGUCUCUGUGCGUUUUUUUGUCGACAGCCAAAAUAAUGCUUAUCUAUCUAUCUAUCUAUCUAUCUAUCUAUCAAUCUAUCUAUCUAUCUAUCUAUCUAUCUAUCUAUCUAUCUAUCUAUCUGCCUAUAGUCUCAUUAGCCGUCCUUCCUUUAAAAACUUCAAAAGAGUUCUUUAGUUUCCAAUUCAUUCCAUUAAUUUCCAUAUCUAUCUAUCUAUCUAUCUAUCUAUCUAUCUAUCUAACCUAA